Messenger RNA from Mixia osmundae IAM 14324, 2394 nucleotides. RefSeq lists its product as uncharacterized. The transcript has 4 exons. Gene Ontology annotation, molecular function: zinc ion binding. The record is from RefSeq and is a predicted model, not a curated record. Lineage: Eukaryota; Fungi; Basidiomycota; Mixiomycetes; Mixiales; Mixiaceae. The coding region runs from base 1 to 2394 and encodes 797 amino acids.
AUGGCCAGUAUCGAUUACAUUCUCAAGGUGGACUCGUCCGUCAGCCCGAGCACGCCUCCUCAGUCCGGCGAAGUCUCAUCGAUCCGUCGAUUUGGCUUCGCAGCCGACUUCGAGAACCCGGCAAUCUGGAAGAGUCUCCAAGACCGCCUACUCGCCAACUAUGGUGUCCAGCCGUACACUUACGUGCUCGUACCCCAGCAGACAGGCCGCAAGACGUCCAGUGCCAGUCAAGACAAUCAUGGCAUUUUGUCACACUCUGACCUCGUCUCUCAUCUCAAGCAUGUCGACGGUCAAGUGAAGCAGGGCAUUGCAGGCACCUCCGAUGCCCUGGUCCGCGUGGACCGCAAGGGCCGCAAGGUCGUUCAGGUCAAGCUCGUCUCACUGGCCACUGCCGCAUCUGCAAUCCCGAUAGCGUCCAUGCCGUCCAAGGAACCAGUCAGGCCUGUUCGCGGUCCCAUCCAUGGUCUGAUCCGCUCCAGCAACGCCCCCGAAGCCUCGACGGCGAUCAGCGAGCAAGAACGCGUCCCAGGUGGCUAUCCCCUCGCCGAGCCUGUCGUGCCGGAGCUGCUCGCCAAGUCAGCCAGUACGCCUGACGUCGAUAACGAUUCGCCUCCCUCGACGAGUCUCUUUGACGCCUUCCUCGACACCCGCGGCAAAAUCCACUCAGACUUUGCUCGUGCCCUGUCCGCACACACCGACGAGGAGCUUCAAGAAGCAACCGCCAAGGCUCAGCAGAACAUCGCCGAUGCCGCACGCCGUCUCACAGAGACCGUGCCCUUUGUUCGUCACUUCUUGCCGCCUCAACAGUCUGCUGGCUGCGCUGCCCGCGCGCAAGCAUUCACGACAGCAGCUGACUCAAAGGGCUUUUCGCCGGCGCACUCACUUAGCAAAGUAGAGCCAAAGAGUGAUCUGGUAAGCACAGUCAAGAUCAUGCUGUCACAAUUUCUCGAACGUCUCGAUAUCGUGCUCGCCGAGAACCUGGGCGAUCAUGGCAUCAGAGUCAAGCUCGAGAGUUCCUCUGAAGCCGCCGUAUCUAUCGAUGCAGCUGCAGUCACACCGAAUUUGACCGAGCAAGCUCGUCCUGCAUCUCAACCUUCGGCUCUCGCCGCCCAAGUACCCACUCGUCAUGCUGCGACUUGCGAUCUGUGCCAACGUGCCAUCGUGGGCUCGCGCUUCAAGUGCCUCGUCUGCCCCGACUGGGAUGCUUGCAGCGCUUGUCAUGCCAGCGUAUCAGACGUCCACCCCGGUCAUGACUUUGUCAGGAUCGACAGUGCGGAUGCUUUGAUACGCCAUGCCCACCCUCAUAUAGCAGCGGUGCAGCAUCGCGGAAUCCGAUGUGACGGUUGCAACUCAAGCGUCCGUGGCGUUCGAUACAAAUGCGCUAUCUGCCCCGAUUACGAUCUCUGCGAAACUUGCGAGGCGUCCCCGAUCGCUGUUCAUGACGCAACGCAUCUUUUUCUCAAGAUGCGCAAGCCUACUAUCGUCGACGUAUCACAUUUCUGGGAUGAGUCUACUUCUCGCGUCAUGUCUGCGGCCCCACAACCAGCGCACGAGGAGUUUGCCACCGAGGCCCUCUUCAGCAAAUCCGCAUCGGUUCCGGUCAAGCCGGAAAUCAACACACCAGCUGCUCUCAACCCUACCGCUGCUUCCACACCAGCUGCUCUCAAUCCUACCGCUGCUCCUCCCAUUAGAUCCAUACAGGCGCCUGCUCAAGCACCCUCGGCUCCGUCCACACUGACUGUUGCCGCACAAUCGGCCGCUGAUACCUGGGACGCAGCUUUCGUUGCCGAUGUGACGAUACCUGAUGAGACUGUCGUUGCCGCUGGAAGUUGCUUUGACAAGAUCUGGCUUGUGCGCAAUACUGGCACUGCGGCCUGGGACGAUCACACCGCGCUUGUCCAGCUGAACACGUUCACCGACGAGACAGUCAAGGUCGUCUCGCGACAUUUUGGCUGUGCGGCGCCCGGCGAAGUCGUGGAGGUCGCUGCUCGCAACUUGAUCGCGCCUGCAACAGCUGGACGACAUCAAGCCCUGUUUGCAAUGCGCUUCAUCUCGGAAGAUGCGCACGUCAACGAACCCCUUGCAGAGGGAGAUUCGCUUUGGUGCCAGAUCAUCGUCCAAUCAGACGGCAUCAAGUCAAACGAAGGCUCAAUGCAUGCCUCUUCGUCGUUCAUCGUACCCUCUCGACACGCCAGCCCUCUCGAGCAAGGCAGCGUCCAUUCAGCUCUGAUGAGCCCUGCACCGUCUCACCGAAGCACCGUAUCCGGUCUCUCUGUUUCUGCACCACUCACGUCGACUGCAUCGACCAGUGGCGACUCAGCUUUCAGCGUACUUCACUCUGGCGAGAUCGUCGACGAAGAUGAUUACGAUUUGCUGAGCGACGAGAGCGAAUAG